CUCUUGCAACUCUGAUGUGAUGCAUGCUCAAAAACUACACCAGGUUUUGAGGGCUUUCCACCUCCUCUUGUGGUGUUCACUGCACUCUUUCUCACAACCUCGGCCUCCCAAUAUAACACCGCCACCCCCUACACCUUCCUCCAUCUGUGGUUUCCACUCCACCGGAUGCCGUCCCCCUCCAGCAUCUUCUCUUUUCGUUCCCCAACACUUGCAACUACUUUCGCUCCUAACCACGGCCAAAGACGCAGCACCCGUUAUGUGGCCGGCUACCUUUCCCCUUUGCUUCAUGCUUUGCGGGGUAUGGAUUUCUGCCUCCGAGGUCCAGGCCGCCCUGCCUCCAAACUUAAUCAUGACUCAAAUGGUCCAGAUGUUUCAGGAUUUUAUGAGACAGUUCAACAAAACUUACGAAAGCCAAGAAGAGACACACCGUCGCUUCAAGGUUUUCAUGCGCAACUUGGAAGUCAGCCAUGUGCUGCAGGUGUCUGAGCUGGGCACUGCCCAGUAUGGCAUCACCCGCUUCAGCGACCUGACAGAACAUGAGUUUGCAAAGAUGUAUGGCAUGUCUCUUCCCUCACCAGCGCCACCAGUGAAACAGUUGAGCUACCCCAACCUGGGAAAUAUUGCAAAUAAAUCCAUAUCUCAAUCCUGCGACUGGAGAAAGGCAGGCGCCGUCUCAGCGGUGAAAGACCAGGGACCAGAUUGCAGAUCUUGCUGGGCUUUUGCAACUGUCUCCAACAUCGAAGCCUUGUGGAACAUCCACCAGCAUGUGCCACGAAACCUUUCAGUGCAAGAGGUAAUAGACUGCGCCUACAAGAAGACAGGCUGCCAGGGGGGCUUUGUAUGGGACGGACUCCUGGCUGUAUUCAAAAACAGGGGGCUAUCGAGCAGCGUCCUGUACCCCUACGUGGGCAGAAACCAGCCCUGCCAGGAACACCGGAGGAAAAAAGUGACCCCAAUCUACGGCUAUGAGGUCCUCCCCAGGGAUGAAAAAUACAUAGCUGGCAUUGUGGCUUCCCAAGGGCCGGUGACAGCGUUGUUCAACAUGAAGGUCCUUCAGAAUUAUAAAAAGGGCAUCCUCCGGAGACCUUCCCAGGACUGCCGCCCAGAUCACCUGGAUCACGUCGGGGUCAUUGUGGGCUUCAAUGAAGUCAAAUCUCGGCGGGGAUCCUGGACCGGACCAUAUUGGAUCAUCCAAAAUUCAUGGGGAGAGCACUGGGGAGAACAAGGGUAUUUCCGUCUGCACCGUGGCACCAACACCUGCGGCAUCGCCAUGUACGCCGUGACUGCGACGGUCAAGGAUUCGGAGAGAAAGAAGCCUGUUCUCUGCCCUGCCGCUUGAUGACACAACUGGGUGGCACAUGUCCCUGUGCGUACAAGGCAGAACCUGUGGCCUUCUAGAUCUCAUGGGACCAUACAAGGACCAUAAAUCUACCCAAUGCCCCAAAACCUCCCAUGACUUUUGGCCAUGAUGCCCGAGAUUCAUGAUGCCCAAAACCAGGUGGAAGCCAAAAGAUCAGUCCUGGUACCUCUCUCCACCUCCAUCAUCUGACAUCUCAAGCUGUCCCUUUCUAGGGAUGCUUUCCGUUAGCUUUGCAACAGCCAAGGUUAUUGGAAUACAAAUCCCAGCAGCCUUGGCUAGCAUAGGUAAUGGUGAGGGAUGCUGGGAGUUGCAGUCCUGGAGGGCCCCACCGAUGCCACAAACAUCAUCGCCCAAUAUCUCAAGCUGUCCCUUUCAAGGGAUACGUUCCAUUAGCUUUGCAUCAGCCAAAUCUCCGCCAAGGUUAUUGGACUGCAAGUCCCAGCAGCUCUAGCCAACAUAAGUAAAGGUGAGGGAUGCUGGGAGAUGCAGUCCAAUAUAAAAAUGUACAAAAGAGA
Sceloporus undulatus (fence lizard) is the source of this 1875-nucleotide messenger RNA. RefSeq names its product cathepsin W (gene CTSW). The record is from RefSeq and is a predicted model, not a curated record. Gene Ontology annotation, molecular function: cysteine-type endopeptidase activity. Lineage: Eukaryota; Metazoa; Chordata; Lepidosauria; Squamata; Phrynosomatidae. Gene Ontology annotation, cellular component: lysosome. The transcript is spliced from 11 exons. The coding region runs from base 20 to 1339 and encodes 439 amino acids.